AUGACCACAACAUAAUAAGAUACACAUAUACUGGUUAUCUCUGGGUGGUGGAAUUAUUAAUGCUUAUCCAUUUCCUCUUUGUAUUUUUUAUUGUUGUUUUACAAAUUAUACAAUCUGAAGAUUUAUUGCUUUUUAAUCAGAAAAAAAGCAAUGCAUUUUUAAAAGAAACAAUUUUGCAAAGGAAGGGGUCUGCAAUGUGAGAUGAGGAAGAAGCCUGGGGAAGCCAAUGGUUAGCUUGAUGUAUUGUUAGGUGCCAGAAGGUGAAAAGAAAAGUAGGAGAAAGAAUAACACAGUAUUCACUAGCCCUUUUUCUCUCUUUCCUACUCUCUUCUCCUUAAUUCCUUGUCUUCCCCUAGCAGCAUUGGGAGAAGAUCUGUCUUCUGCCAGAACUUAACCCAAACACACAUAGAGACUACCAUGAAGCCCUGGGUUCGCCUAUUCGUCAUGCUCAGCUGUUGGGUUGUGAUGCUCCUGUCUGUGCUGGGAAGCUUCAGGAACAAACCUCCCUUUCUAGGUGAAAGAAGAGAAAGUGAGCAGUGCUGGGUACAGCCUCCAUUAAAGUAUUGUGGAAAAAGGUGCACUAAAUUGCAGGGAUGUUUACGUCCAAAUCAUACAUGUUGCUGGACCUUCUGUGGAAACAUCUGCUUGGACAAUGAGUGAGUGGUUGGUGGGAAGGUUGGGCCUAGGCAUGCUUCCCCACUGCUUCUCACCUUCGUUUGGAAGCUGUGACUUGGAACAAAAGAUUGCAGUCACCCAAACCCUGGUCAAAGAAACAGGCAGCUUAAGGCAAUGCUCUCCUGUCUCCACACACCUAGGCUGCCACUCACUGCAAAAUAAACCAAGAUACCAACAUGGUGGGGCCUCUAUUUUUUUUCACUCUUAUUCAGUUCCCCUAAAACAUCACCCAUCAAUUUGUUCAUCCAUUCUUCGUCUAAGACCCCAAUUGGUGCCUCCUGAGUCUGGCCUCUCCAUUGGCCCCUUGUCUCAGUCAGGCCCAAGGGGACACCGUCUCUGCCUGUCUGCUCAAUUGGCAAAUCUCUUGGGAGAAAUUACUUAAAAAUGAGCAAAUCCUGAUCUUACAGGAAAAAUUCUCAUUCCCAUUAACUGGGGCCAAGAGUGCUAUUAAGUUUGAGGAUGGAUAUCUCCCAGGGUUCCCCGACUUUUAACCAUUUAACUUUUGUUUUCCAGAGAACCCUUUAAAUCCAUGCUAAAUCCACACUAAAAUAGCUGGGCCACCACUAGUGUGGGCUGGAGCACGACUCUGGUCUGAGAAGAGCGCUGCCUGGCUCCCUGUGGGGAUACCCACCUGCUCCAGGGGAGGACCUCUCUGUUCUCUCCUUGACCUCUCCACCCUGAGAAGACUCAAGUCUUUGCCAAAUAAACCGAUACACUGA
This is a messenger RNA of Equus caballus (horse), 1394 nucleotides long. The record is from RefSeq and is a predicted model, not a curated record. Lineage: Eukaryota; Metazoa; Chordata; Mammalia; Perissodactyla; Equidae.